This is a messenger RNA of Topomyia yanbarensis, 1000 nucleotides long. RefSeq lists its product as uncharacterized. NCBI's taxonomy places the organism in Eukaryota, Metazoa, Arthropoda, Insecta, Diptera, Culicidae. The record is from RefSeq and is a predicted model, not a curated record. Bases 24 to 824 code for a protein of 266 amino acids. The transcript has 2 exons.
CGUUAUUUUCUUUGCUCAAAAGCAUGGCUUGUACCAACUGCUCGAAAGUCAUAAAUGAUUCUGAGCGAAUCACCUGUCGUGGGUAUUGCGGAAAUUCGUUUCACAUGAUAUGUGUCAAGUUGGAUUAUGACGUUCGUGAUGUUCUGGGAAUCCACUCACGGAAUAUAUUCUGGAUGUGUAACGGAUGUGCUGAUUUGUUUUGUAACGAUAAUUUCCGCAGAAUGGCUUCGCGUUGUUGCGACAAUGCAAUGCCCGACGACAAUUCUCUGAAAUCAUUAAAGGAUGACAUAGCUGAUUUAAAAGAUGUCGUUAAAGCUCUCUCGGUUAAAGUCGACACAAAACCGCUAUCUCCAACGGUAAAUACACCUUGGACAGGGAUUGCUGCAUAUAAUCCCGUUCCAAACACUCCUAAGCGCAAGCGUGAAGAUGAUCCGCUCAAAGCAAAAAUCACUAAUAUUCGUGGAGCAAAAGCUGCGUUUGAAACGAUAAAAACAGUAUCACCACCUGAGGAGCUGUUAUGGGUCUACUUGUCUGCAUUUGAUCCCAGCACGACGGACGAUGAAGUUUCUAGACUUGUGAAAGAUUGUCUGGGAAAGGAUAUGCAACCAAAAAUAGUUCGCCUAGUUCCUAAGGAUAAGGAUCUCUCAUCGCUGAGCUUCAUCACCUUCAAAGUUGGCGUUAGCAAAUCAUGCAGGGAUAAGGCUCUGUCCAAAGACUCUUGGCCGGAGAACAUCUACUUUCGUGAAUUUGUGACCAAUUCAAAAAUUCAACGGCCUAUCAUCAGGAUCGCUGCGAAGAAGAAUCCAUCUGGUGGUGGACAGUAGCGCCAAGCUAUCCCGGAUAAACUCGUCUGUCUAAUUUCAUGUUCCUCGGUGAGCGACAUCGAACUACCUGGCGAAUCGGCAACUUCUUCUGUGUCAGUCUGCUGAUGAACACUACUCAAUCGACUCUACCGCUCCAGCGAACCUUCAAUGUCAAAAUGAUAAUUUCGAUCGCAUCG